CCAUGGCCAAGUCAAAAAACCAUACCAAUCACAACCAGAACAAGAAGGCUCACCGUAAUGGAAUCAAGAAGCCACAGGCAGGCCGUACACGGUCGUUGAAGGGUGUUGACGCUAAGUUCCGCCGUAAUGCUCGCUUUGCUCUCGUUGGAUCGCGAAAAGCCCGAGCAGAACAAAAAGCUUCAGAAGCAUCGUGAUAUUCUCAUUUCGGUUUUGAACAUUACCGCAAAACUAUGUAUGUCUGGUGGAACGACAUGAGCCGUGGGUUACAGUCAAGGGCCAGUUCAAUAUGUUAUGCGUAUGCAGAUAUAAUGCUUCUCGAUGCAAAACAAGAAAAGCCGUUGAAAACAUCAUUGUGUG
Guyanagaster necrorhizus is the source of this 357-nucleotide messenger RNA. RefSeq lists its product as uncharacterized. The transcript is spliced from 5 exons. The annotation marks the transcript as partial. Lineage: Eukaryota; Fungi; Basidiomycota; Agaricomycetes; Agaricales; Physalacriaceae. Gene Ontology annotation, biological process: cytoplasmic translation. Gene Ontology annotation, molecular function: structural constituent of ribosome. The record is from RefSeq and is a predicted model, not a curated record. Gene Ontology annotation, cellular component: cytosolic large ribosomal subunit; ribosome.